AUGGCGCCUCGAAAGACCCUUCGCGGAGACUCAAAGAGCAUGGUCAACUUUGACCCGUCCCAAUUCAUCACGAUCAUUGUGGGUGAAGACCCAGAUCAACGCCAGUUCUUAAUCCAUAAGACAUACAUCUGCGAACGCUCUGAGUUCUUCCGACGCGCCAUGAACGGGAACUGGACUGAGAGCAAAGAGCGCAUCGUCAGGCUGCCGGAGGACGAUCCAGCUGCUUUCGAAGUCUACAUCAAUCUUGUAUACACUGGCCUUCUACUCACCAAGAACACCGACGAGAAGAGGACAGAAGACACAAUAGGCGACGAAUUAGACAAACUCUGCAAGCUCUACGUCCUUGGCGAGAAGCUUCAAGAUAAGGCAGCGAAGAACUCUGCCCUUCAAGCCCUGCUAGUAGUCAGCCAAGAACAAGACACAGAAGGUCGUAUGUAUGUCCCCCGGAACAACGCUGUCUACGACAUGUACCACGGCACGUGUUCAGGUAGUCUUGGCCGUCGCCUUGUGGUCGAUAUCUGGACAACAAUCGAUACUGAGCACAUUUCCGACGGCGCGACUGAACUUCCCAAAGAGUUUCUUGUUGAACUCGCCGUCGCGCUCUCAUCCGAAAUCUCGAAAUACAAAUCGGGGGUGGAUAAGUUACCAAACAAGAGCAACUACAUGGAGAAGAUGGAUUGA
Alternaria ventricosa is the source of this 681-nucleotide messenger RNA. RefSeq lists its product as uncharacterized. Lineage: Eukaryota; Fungi; Ascomycota; Dothideomycetes; Pleosporales; Pleosporaceae. The transcript is spliced from 2 exons. Gene Ontology annotation, molecular function: protein binding. The record is from RefSeq and is a predicted model, not a curated record. Bases 1 to 681 code for a protein of 226 amino acids.